Papilio polytes (common Mormon) is the source of this 1127-nucleotide messenger RNA. Its product is annotated as protein FAM8A1. The record is from RefSeq and is a predicted model, not a curated record. The transcript is spliced from 4 exons. NCBI's taxonomy places the organism in Eukaryota, Metazoa, Arthropoda, Insecta, Lepidoptera, Papilionidae. Bases 126 to 1052 code for a protein of 308 amino acids.
UGUCAGCCAAUGUCAAUUUCGUUCUCAAGAUAUCGCAAAAACUUGUCAAUAAAUAAUAAAACUGACGUGUAAUUUGCUAAGAAUUACAAUAAAAUUUCAUGAGUGCUCCUUAACAAAUUUUAAAAAUGUCCGAUGGUGAUACAAGUGUUAACAAUGACGCAACAACAGGAGAAAAUGACGAUUCAAAAGUGGAAGCCGAUUCGUCUGUCGCAAUAUCUGAUCGUGAGGCGUACUUCCAGGCGCUACGAAUGUGGAUUCAACAAGCGCAGAUGUACCAAAACAUUUCCACUUGCUUCCCUUAUUACAUGAUGACCUUUCAGGGUUUCCAGAACAAUCCGACAAAUGCUCCUCUGUUAAACAAUAACUAUCAGUUUCAGGGGCCACAAUUUCCAUUUCAAAUGCCAAAUUUCAGGCCAGUUAUAGAAAACCGACCACCAGCAGAAAAUCUUACUCCUGCUGAAGUUAUUGCAAGACAUGGUGGUUAUGAAUAUGUAAUACCACCUCUUUAUAAGAGGUUGAUGGCAGAAUUCAUUGAUUUCAUUUUACUAUUUAUUCUCAAACUAAUUGUCACAUUCAUAGCUGUGGAUAUGUUUGAGUUGAUAGACUUGGAGAAGUUUGAUUUCUAUGAGUUCAGUGAACACUAUGACGACUACAAAUAUGCAAUGGAAUUGACUUCGGAAAUUUUAUUUUUGGAAGUAAUUUACAGGAUUUUAGUUUGUAUUUUUGAGGCAUUUUGUUUAUGUGGCAGUGUUGGUCGUACAGGUGGUGCCACACCUGGAAAGGCGCUCCUUGGUCUCCGAGUUGUAACUGCAUCUGCUAUUAUUCCAGUAGAAGGUCGCCCCAGAGAUACAGUUCUGUUAUACCCUGGCCGUCCUCUAACAUUCCUCCUUGCACUAGUUCGGUCUUUAAUGAAAAACUUCCUUAUUUCCCUGUUAUUUCCAUUAUGUGUGGUAUUAUUUGUAUUCAGUCAUAAUCGCACAGGUUAUGAUAUCCUAUGUGGUGUUAUUGUUGUUGAAGAAAAUAUGUACCCGGCAAGGAGGCAUGCACCUUAGAGAUAAGGUAGUGUUUAGAUUGUACAUGUAUGUUUCCUGUAAUAAUAAAGUUUACCUAAAUACUAUGCCCCAACA